AUGCAGACCGUGCAGAGACAGUUCGGAAAAUUUAUGAAAAGGUCAGCCGACGACAGCCAGGUAGCCAUUCUCUUGAAAGAUUUUGACGAAGCGGACAACCUUCUGGGCCGGAUUAUCGAUUCUACCAGCGCCUGGCGUGACGCCUGGUCUUCGCUCUUGACAUACCAAAGUCGAAUGAUUAGCGAAUUCGAGAACAUCUAUGCUCCUAUUGUCGGCUCUUCAGACUCUUCCUCCCCUAAUAAAGCUGUUUUAACACCUGAGUCAACUUUGGCCAGAACAACCAAACUUCGCGAGGAAUAUGAAGAUCUAAGAAAGGAGCUUCUCAACGAGCUUACUGUGGUGGAUCAACGUAUGAUCCAGCCCGCGUCACAGGCCCGGGACUGUUUCAACCCUGUCAAAAAAACCAUCAAGAAGCGUGAGGAUCGAAAAUUGGACUACGAGCGCUACCAAAGCCGUGUGGAUAGCUACUCCAAAAAGGCAAAACGAUCUGACCGUGACAAUACAAACCUUUCCAAGGCGGAGAUCGAUCUUGCAAAAGCGACUGAGGACUACCAUGCAGCGGACGAACACUUGCGACAGCGUCUCCCACCGUUAAUUACGGCAGCUUUCUCAAUGCUCCCUCACCUACUAGCCGCACAGAUUGAGAUCCAGAAUACGAUGCUAGCGCACUACUAUACUGCUAUCUACAACUAUAGUCAAGAAGAGAAAUUCCCGUCACCACCACUGCCCAUGGAACAAAUCGUGCUUGAUUGGCAGCAGAUCCUCCUUCCGGUGCAGGAAGAAGUCGAGGGGUUUGGCUGUCUGGCCAAUGGUAAAGCUGUGCAACGACCCCAAUCGAAGGACGAUUCUCGGAAUGGUGGGUAUCAUUCUAAUGGUCAUGGGCCAACUGGAAUGAACUAUCGCCAUCCUAGUGGUCAAUCCUCGGCUAUGCGACAACGUGCAAUAUCGCCAGCUCGAAGGAUAUCCCCCCCAUCACCGGCAAAUGACACGCGACCAACCCCAGUAUUCGAGACCAAACCUCGUGUCAAUGGCCUUACGUCUCCGCCUCCCUCUUCCGGCCUCACCAGUCCUUCAACCUAUCUCUCUUCGGAUAGCUCCCUCACACGGAGCUCUGAAUACACUCAUCCCUCUCCAACUGGGCCUUCUACUGUUUCUGCACGCACCGACUACUUUAGCCACAAUCCUUCCUCGGUUGGUAACGGAUCAACCACUCCAGGUUACAACGUCCUUGCGACCGCGGUUGGCAAAAAGAAGCCUCCACCACCACCGAAACCUCGCACAGCAUCAAAUACAGCUUUGUAUGUGACCGCUCUGUACGACUUUGGUGGCCAAAGUCCCGGUGAUCUUGCAUUCCGCGAAGGUGAUCGGAUCCGCGUUCUCCAGAAGACAGAGAGUACGGACGACUGGUGGGAAGGUGAGCUUCGAGGCGUCAAAGGGAGCUUCCCUGCCAACUAUGUGGAAUAA
Messenger RNA from Aspergillus tanneri, 1464 nucleotides. RefSeq names its product BAR and SH3 domain-containing protein. Gene Ontology annotation, biological process: endocytosis; plasma membrane tubulation; actin cortical patch localization. The coding region runs from base 1 to 1464 and encodes 487 amino acids. Gene Ontology annotation, cellular component: mating projection tip; actin cortical patch; Rvs161p-Rvs167p complex. The record is from RefSeq and is a predicted model, not a curated record. Gene Ontology annotation, molecular function: lipid binding; protein binding. The transcript is spliced from 4 exons. NCBI's taxonomy places the organism in Eukaryota, Fungi, Ascomycota, Eurotiomycetes, Eurotiales, Aspergillaceae.